AUGGCGCCAGCAUCGCUUAGUGGAUCGGCACAGUAUCCCGAACAUGAUCUGUCCGAGUUUCCGGCCUCACUCAAAGGAAAGCGCAUUCUGCUGUGCACCGAAUCCUUUGGCCCUGUCAAUGGAGUGAGUCGGACAACUCUGAUGCUGGUGAACCACUUGCGUGAUCACGGUGUCCAAGUUGCGGUUGUCGCCCCUCAUAAUCAUACCAACCAAAAUACCUUUUCACCUCCUCCCUCUCCCACACUCUCUCCUGCAGACAAACAGCCAGAAGUCAGAGUAACUGGAUACCCCUUGCCCUUCAACCCGGAACUGUCCAUUGUAUAUCCCGUCCGCAAUUCUACUCUCUAUUCCCGCACAUUUGGCGAUGAUGCACCACCCGACCUCAUCUACCUUGCAUCUCCCGCCAGCCUGGGCUUCCAAGUCAUGCUGCAACUGAGACAACAGCCAAAGGAGAAGCAAAUUCCCAUCAUUUGCAACUUCCAGACAGACUUGGCUGGCUACUGCUCCAUCCUUUUCCCGGCGCCUCUCAGCCACGCGGCCGUAUUUGCAUUUGACGCCGUCCAGAGCUACCUCUUCAGACAUUCAUCUAUCAAGACCAUCUUUUAUCCCUCUAGAUUCGUCAGACGAUAUUUGGAGAGCCAAAAAGUACAAAGCAACAAACUAGAGGUGUUGACAAGAGGAGUCAACACGACAAUGUUCAACCCAAGCCGCAGGAGUGAAGCUCUCCGCAAAGAGAUUGCACCAAAUGGAGAAAUCAUCUUUGUUACUGUUUCCAGGAUCGCUGGCGAAAAGGGCUUCGAUUUUCUUGCCAAGGUGGCCAAAGAAUUAGACGCCAAGGGGCUUCCGUUCAAAAUGCUCAUUGUGGGAGGAAACCGAAACCCCGAUAUGGAAAAGGAAGUUCAAGAGCUAUUCGACCCCCUCAGGACCAAAGGCAGCGUCGUUUUCGCAGGCUUCAAGGUCGGAGAAGAUCUCGCUACUGCUUAUGCUAGUGGCGAUGUUUUCCUGCACUGCUCCGUCACAGAAACUUUUGGCCUUGUUGUUUUGGAGUCCAUGGCCAGCGGCGUUCCUGUGGUGGCUCGCGAUGAAGGCGGCCCCUCAGAUAUCGUUUCCCACGGGGAUACGGGCUACUUGGUACCGCCCGAUGAUUUGGAUGGAUUUGUUGCCAAGGCCGUCAAACUCGCCGAAGACCAUCAGUUGCGAUAUACCAUGGCCAAACAAGCUCGCGCCGCUGCCUGUGAAGCAACAUGGGACAAGAUCAACAACAAAGUUGCAUGGCGCAUGGCUGAUACCAUUAUCCAACGCGAGGAAGAGCAAGGAAAGAUGCCUCAACAAUCUGAAAGUUCAGCAGUGUCAGCAACAGCCGCGGCCCAGCAAUUGGUUCCAGUGUACGGUUGGCUCAUGAUGAAUAACGCUCUUCGGGAAACCGUUACGCGUAGUGUCGUCGACGCUCGGCUUAUGGGCGGUUUGGGUGUUAUUCUUAGCUUCUGGGUUGUUACAGGCGCGUAUGUGGCAUUCACUGAAGGCCUCUUGUGGGCCAAAGGCAGGAUGAGAGCCGGGGAUCGCAAUGUGCCACUUUCGAAAUAA
Messenger RNA from Trichoderma atroviride IMI 206040, 1584 nucleotides. RefSeq lists its product as uncharacterized. Lineage: Eukaryota; Fungi; Ascomycota; Sordariomycetes; Hypocreales; Hypocreaceae. The record is from RefSeq and is a predicted model, not a curated record.